AUGGAAACACAAGAUGAUUUCGCAGCGGCCAAGUACCACGGCUCAGGUUCUCUCUACUAUGGGACCAUUCCCAAGUUCAAACCCAGAUGCACAGUUCUGCGAAGUGGAAGCAUUGAUUCGAACCUGCAGUUUUGUGGCAGCAGCUGGAUUGCUGAAGAAGGUGAGAACGGAAAUGGGGCGAUCUCUCCUGUGCCUGGCUGGUUCAGCAAAGGUAGUGUGCACGACCUCAGCACUGGGGCUGGAGGUUCUCCCUCCCGCCUUUCUCACGAAGCCAUGACCCAGGACCCCAGAGAGAGGGAUGUGAGCAGUGCUGCCCUGGAAACCAUUCAGAUCAAGGACAAGCUGAAGACAAGGAUGAUGUCUGAGGACCUGUUAGCCUCACAGAGAGGCCUGACUGACUGCAGUGACCCUAAGGGGGUUACCCAGAAGCCAGUAGUUUCUAGGUCACCUUCCCAGAGGCUCCUGGUAACCUCCAAGCCCAUGUCUCCUAUCCAGAACAGCCUUCCUUUCUCAGAGCCCACCAGGAUGAGCAAUGGAGAGCAGGAGCAUGGGGAAAACGCCACAGGCUGUGAUGACAGUGAUGGGAAUAACAAGGAGCUGAUGUCAGAGGGAAAAGGAUAUAAAGCUUCCCCACUGCCCUUCCCUUGCAGUGGUGGAGAUGGGAAGAAGUCACUGAGAGUGGAUUUGAUUCCCCCUAUCCCUAAAUCAGCAAGACCAUCUGAUGGGGCUCCUGGCAGCGCUGCAGUGCCUCUCCCAAGCUCUCAGCACCUGGUUUUCCAAGAGGGUCUGGAGAUGAGGCCAAGAUCAGGCAGCAACAGUGAAGAGAAGACCCUUGAAUCUCUAGAGCUCCAGACUCUGGAACCCGUCUUGCCUGUUCUCCAGCAUCAAACUGUUGGUGGCAUGAAGUCUCCCAGACAUUUAUGUGAACCCGUGCCCCAGUUAACUGGCCUCCCACUCAGCCAGGCCGAGAAGAUGGAUCAUCUCAUGAGUGCUCCCCUUCUGAGUGACGAUGACUUGAAGGACAGCAAUGGAAGGAUCCAUGUUACCUUGUCCAAGUCAGCUCAGAAGAAAAUACACCAGAAGCGAAUGAGACAGCUGGAGCUAUUGCGUAGAGAGAAGGAGAAAGAGAGAGAAGAGAAAAAGUCCUUGCAACUCCCUACACAGAGUGUUGACCCUGGGGAUGCAGCCGAAGAAAGUUUUGGCCUACCGCCUGUCAAUGGGACAGAUUUCACUUCCCCCAGCAUGAGCAAUGCACGCAGAAAGCGCGUUGGUAGUGCCUUGAGGAAGCGGGUCAACAGGCCCUCACUGCCCAGCAUCCCCGUCAUCAGAGAGCGUGGCAGAUUCCCACGCAAGUCCUCAGCGAUCUCGCUGCCAGCCAUUGCUCUGGACGUCCUGGAGGAGGAAGAGGAGCCAGAGGGUGGGAUCGCCGAGGAAGCCAGACCCUUCCCUCACCCACAGCAGGGGCUGCUCGAUGCGCUCACAUGGCUCAGCAGUGAUGACUGGGAACAGAAGAUGAAGGGACUCUUCAGUGUCAGACGCCUGGCUAUCUGCCACUCAGAAGUCCUUCUCUGUAGACUUCAUGAUGUUUCCUUGGCAGUUACCAAGGAGGUGAACAACCUCCGCUCAAAGGUGUCUCGCUUUGCAAUCAGCACUCUUGGAGAGCUCUUCAGGACCAUGACGAAAGACAUGGACCACGAGGUGGAUGAGGUUGCUCGGGUCUUGCUCCAGAGGAUGGGGGAUUCCAACGAGUUCAUUCAGAAAGCAGCCAAUCGAUCCCUGGGGAUCAUGGUGGGGACCGUGACUCCUGCACGAGCAAUGACUGCUUUCAUGGCUAUUGGAGUCCAGCACCGCAACGUCCUGGUGCGAAGGUGUGCGGCCAAACACCUAGUGACUGCGAUGGAGCGAAUCGGAGCUGAGAAGCUCCUGUCGGGCGCACGUGCCAGUACUGACGUCCUGGUGAGCACGCUGGUGAAGCUUGCUCAGGACUGUCAUCCGGACACAAGGUGUUAUGGACGGAGGAUGCUGAAUAUAUUGAUGAGUCAUCGAAAAUUUGAUAGGUAUUUGAAACAGUCUGUCCCCUCACGUGACUUGGAAGAUGUUAUGGCAACAGUUAAGCAGCAAGGGAUAGAAGAUCAUAAAUGUGAACGUCCACCUGUCAAGAACACCAGGAAGUCUAGGAACCGCGGCUUGAAGAUGUCCCAGGACAACUUGCCUUCUGAUGGAGGCUUGAAGUCUGGCUCUGAUAUAGACGUGUUACCCCAUCAGACAGUCCGUCGCACAUCACUUCGGACCGCGGAAGAAAUUGAACAGCUCAAGGAGCUUUUCAGGCUCCUGACAGCCACGGAGUUUCAGACACGAAUGGAGGGAGUGGACCUCCUCCUAGAUCACUGCAAAAGCAGCCCCCAGUUCGUCUCCACUAACAUUGUCCAGAUUUUUGAUAUUUUUGUCCUGAGACUUCAGGAUUGCAACAAGAAAGUGAACCAGCAGGCGCUGGAGGUGCUGGCUUUGAUGACACCCAUACUCAAAUAUGCCUUACACCCAGUGCUGGUCUCUCUGGUAGCAGCAGUCACUGACAACCUGAACUCAAAACGCUCAGGGAUUUAUGCUGCAGCUGUGAAAGUGCUGGAAGCAUCCAUUGCUCACCUAGAUAACGCAUUGCUGCUGCAAGCCUUGGCCCAGCGAGUGCGUUUCCUCAGUGGCCAAGCUCUGCUGGAUGUCACAGAACAUCUCUCAGUGCUUGUGGAAUCUGUUUAUCCUCGGAAACCCCAAGUCAUCAAGCACUACACCCUGCCCGCGCUCUGGUUCUUCCUGGAAAACAGGGUCCUGCCUACCCGAAGCAGCAAAGUCAGGGCUGUGGUCACCAAGCUUGCAGAUACCCUCUACCAAGUGAUGGGCUCCAGGCUGAAGGAGCAUGCCGCCAAGCAGCUUCCGUGUGUGGUGAAAAACCUCUGCGACAUUUUGGACCUGAAUGUUGAGUGA
This is a messenger RNA of Haliaeetus leucocephalus (bald eagle), 2979 nucleotides long. It is a transcript of the gene TOGARAM2, whose product is annotated as family with sequence similarity 179, member A. Gene Ontology annotation, molecular function: microtubule binding. The record is from RefSeq and is a predicted model, not a curated record. Gene Ontology annotation, biological process: microtubule cytoskeleton organization. The transcript has 19 exons. The coding region runs from base 1 to 2979 and encodes 992 amino acids. Gene Ontology annotation, cellular component: cilium; cytoplasmic microtubule. NCBI's taxonomy places the organism in Eukaryota, Metazoa, Chordata, Aves, Accipitriformes, Accipitridae.